Manihot esculenta (cassava) is the source of this 1759-nucleotide messenger RNA. RefSeq lists its product as uncharacterized. The transcript is spliced from 15 exons. Bases 142 to 1587 code for a protein of 481 amino acids. The record is from RefSeq and is a predicted model, not a curated record. NCBI's taxonomy places the organism in Eukaryota, Viridiplantae, Streptophyta, Magnoliopsida, Malpighiales, Euphorbiaceae.
UUUAUGAAUAGUGAGAGAGAUGUUGCGUGGGACUGCAGUGUCAUUGGAUUUCGAUUACGUCUGCUCCAAGUCGCUGGUGUAUGCUAAUUUGAUCUUUGAUCGGAGGAGCAAUCGCCGAUUAAAGACCGGCGGGAACUGAAAAUGGCAUCCACGGAGGGUCUGGUUCCCAUAACCAGGCAAUUCCUUGCUUCUUAUUACGACAAGUACCCCUUUGCUCCUCUCUCCGACGACGUUUCUCGUCUUUCCUCUGAGAUUCGCUCUUUGGCCUCUGGUUUGCUCAAGGACUUUCCUCCCUCUCAAGUUGAAAGGCUAUUGGUGGAAGAAGCGGACCGUCAGCCAGUUCACAAAAUUGACGAGAAUAUGUGGAAGAACAGAGAGCAUAUGGAAGAAAUUCUGUUUUUGCUUGAUCAUUCCCGCUGGCCGUCGGCACUUCGACAGCCAUCCACACCUGAAGAUAGUGAACUUGCUACUGAUUUAAGCAACAUCAGAGAUAAGUUUCACAAGACUUUGAAGACAUUGGAGUCUUUCCAAGUUAAAAAUUCUGAACGCAUAUUUAAUACAGUUAUGACCUACAUGCCUCAAGAUUUUCGGGGGACACUUAUCAGACAACAAAGGGAGCGUUCAGAAAAGAAUAAGCAAGCAGAAGUUGAUGCUUUGGUUAAUUCUGGUGGUAGUAUACGUGAUCGCUAUGCCCUGUUGUGGAAACAACAAAUGGAUAGGAGGAGACAGUUAGCACAGCUUGGUUGUGCAACAGGUGUAUACAAAACUCUCGUAAAGUACUUGGUAGGAGUUCCACAGGUUUUGCUAGAUUUUAUUCGGACAAUAAAUGAUGAUGAUGGGCCUAUGGAAGAGCAAAGACAGCGUUAUGGACCACCUUUAUACAGCCUUACAGCACUGGUUCUUUCCAUUCGACUGUUUAUUACGCUAUCAUGGCGGAGGUUCGAGGCUAGUAAAUUGAAUGAGCAUCAAGUUGCUAUGUUGAAACAAGCUGUUGAUGUCUACAGCCAUGAGUUUGAAAGAUUUAUCAACUUCAUCAGUGAGGUAUUUGCAAAUUCUCCUUUUUUCAUUUCAGCAGAAGUUGCUGGUGCACUUGAUGCAAGGACUAAUGAUGAAUUCAAAGAGACAAGUGUUCCAGCUGGGCAAACCCAUGAGGUUUCUUUGUUAGUGGACUCAAUGAACUCAUACAUUGCUUGGGAUUUCUCUUUGAUACAAGGCAAGAUGAAUAUGGAUAUUGGAUUUAGCGUGGAAUGUGUGGAUCCUUCCGGGCAAAAGACUCUGAUAUUACCAUACCGACGUUGUGAAGCUGACCAAGGGAACUUUUGCACAUGUAUGGCUGGAACCUACAAACUGAUUUGGGAUAAUUCGUAUUCAGCCUUUUUCAAAAAGGUAGAAAGACAUUCAUUUGGGAGAGUUUUCUGUGAAGACAUUUUCAUUUGGGAGAGUUUUAACAUAUUUCUGGCAUCUGUUCGUUUCGUCAGGUCAUCCGCUACAAGGUGGACUGCAUACCUCCAGUUGUGGAACCAAUGCAAUCUGCAAAUGAUGCUUAGUGACUUUAUCAAAUUCAUUUGUAUCAUUCCAUUUUUUUAGAAAUUGCAGGCGGUGAGAGAGAUUUGUUCUUAUUUUGGCACAGAAGUAUAGCAACUGUAAUAUGUGUGUACAUUACCUGGAACUUGGCAUUCUUCUUAACUGUUGUAAUGGAUGCUAGAGCUCCAUUUGUAACAAGUUCAUAAACCAUUGCUCUCUGCAUUUUUUUUCUUUA